AUGGCAUUUCGCACAUGCGAGGAGUUGGAUACUGAACUCCUGUGUUUCCGGGGCCUGAGCCACGAAUCACAGGACCUACUCUUCCGAAGUGUAUUCGGUGAGGGAUGCGAGGGGGAGUGCGGUGGCCUCAUGACACAAGAGGAAAGAGCCAAAUGGAAAGAGCAAGGAUCGAAAGGCGAGUACACGGUUGAAAGCUGCCAUGGUCGGACAUGGCAUGUCCAAACUGAGGAAGACAUGUUGUUGGAUGACAUGGGCUUUCACGGCCGCCACCACCUGCCACUGAGCCAGACGAAAGCAUGUCAGGAGAUGUUGAAAGGUAUGCAGCAAGCAGCACCUCGUAGCUCUGCCACUCACAAGCCACAGUUUCAGCCCGAGUUCGUUUCCGUCAGCUAUGAGAAUCUCGGAGGAAGGGUCAUCAAAGGCACCUUGUGCGGAACAGCUUACGACGACGAUCGCUGUUGCCGACGUGGUGAAGAUGGAGAUGGGACACCCAAAGCUUUUCUGUUCCUCGGCCGUGCGGCUGUUACAGUAGGCUUCAAGUACGACAAGUCGGACCGACAGUGGCUGAAAGUGCGCAUGGCCCCAGGCGACUGCCUUCUUCGCUUUGGGAGUGCCCGGGCUUGGUGCAUGGGCGUCCUGAAGAUUGAUGCUUCUGCUCCGGAGGGCAGGGGCGAUCAGAAUCCUUGUCCUUUUGAUUUUGUGCAUGUGAAGAUUCAGGACCACCGCCGGCUGCAGCAAGAAAAGCCAGACCUCUUCCAACGAUGCCAUGCGAAGCGCAUUGACCCAGAGGACGACAAGUUCAACAUGAACCCUGGUUGCUUUCAGUACGCAUAUACUGUCCUUGGGCCCGGACCCGAUGGGCGGAUCAGGUGCAGGGUUGUGAAUGACAACGGUCUGAAGUUUGCAGAUUGCCCUUCAAAUGGUCGUCUCGGCCACGGCGUGACCAUGGCAAGAGCUUGCUAUGUUGACAGCCCACAGAAGGGCCUUAAGGGGAAGGGGAAGGGAAAGUCUCCCGGAGUGCCUCCAGAGGAACCCCGCCGCCGCUGGACAGGAAAACGCCAGAGCCCAGAGGCUGCUCACGACACUUUAGUCGGGGCCUGA
Symbiodinium necroappetens is the source of this 1101-nucleotide messenger RNA. NCBI's taxonomy places the organism in Eukaryota, Dinophyceae, Suessiales, Symbiodiniaceae. The record is from the annotation of a GenBank genome assembly.